Messenger RNA from Castor canadensis (American beaver), 1685 nucleotides. It is a transcript of the gene Qpct, whose product is annotated as glutaminyl-peptide cyclotransferase. Gene Ontology annotation, molecular function: glutaminyl-peptide cyclotransferase activity; zinc ion binding. The record is from RefSeq and is a predicted model, not a curated record. NCBI's taxonomy places the organism in Eukaryota, Metazoa, Chordata, Mammalia, Rodentia, Castoridae.
GCGACGGACGCGCGUUCCCGGGCUCGUGACCGCUGGCCGCCCCGGGAACCGGCGCCCACACAGCCUUGCGGAGAUGGCAGGCGGCGGGGACAGGCUCGUCAUGGGCACCCUCCACCUGCUGCUGCUGCUGACGGCCGCCCUGUCCCCGGCAGCCGGGAGUGUGAGUCGGGGCGCCUCUGCCUGGACCGAGGACAAGAAUCAUCACCAACCAGCUAUUUUGAAUUCAUCUUCUCUUCGGCAAAUUGCAGAAGGCACCAGUAUUUCUGAAAUGUGGCAAAAUGACUUACGACCAUUGCUGAUAGAACGAUAUCCGGGAUCCCCAGGAAGCUAUGCUGCUCGACAGCAUAUCAUGCAGCGAAUUCAGAGACUUCAGGCUGCCUGGGUCUUAGAAGUAGACACCUUCGUAAGUAAGACGCCCUAUGGAUACCGGUCUUUCUCAAAUAUCAUCAGCACCCUCAACCCCACUGCUAAACGACACUUGGUCCUCGCCUGCCACUACGACUCCAAGUAUUUUCCUCAUUGGGACAGCAGGGUGUUUGUGGGAGCCACUGAUUCAGCCGUUCCUUGUGCAAUGAUGUUGGAACUUGCUCGUGCCUUAGACAAGCAACUCCUUUCCUUGAAGGACAUCUCAGACUCCAAGCCAGAUCUCUCCCUGCAGUUAAUUUUCUUUGAUGGAGAAGAGGCUUUUCUUCACUGGUCUCCUCAGGAUUCCCUGUACGGAUCUCGACACUUAGCUAUGAAGAUGGCAUCCACCCCACAUCCACCAGGAGCAAGAGGCACCAACCAAGUGCAUGGCAUGGACUUAUUGGUCUUAUUGGAUUUAAUUGGAGCUCGAAACCCAACAUUUCCAAAUUUUUUCCCAAACUCUGCCAGAUGGUUUGAUAGACUUGAAGUAAUUGAACGUGAACUUCACGAGUUGGGUUUGCUCAAGGAUCACUCUAUGGAGAGGAGGUAUUUCCAGAAUUUUGGUUAUGGAAAUAUUAUUCAGGAUGACCAUAUCCCAUUUUUAAGAAAAGGUGUUCCAGUUCUGCAUCUGAUAGCAUCUCCUUUCCCUGAAGUUUGGCAUACCAUGGAUGACAAUGAAGAGAAUUUGGAUGAGUCGACCAUUGACAAUCUAAACAAAAUCAUUCAAGUCUUUGUAAUGGAAUAUCUUCAUCUGUAAUAUUCUGAUUUAGUUCAUGGCAAUUGCUUCUAUAUUGAAUUCUAAGGUCAAGACACCAUUUAAAAUAAUCUGAUAGGACUGGAGGCAUGGCUCAGGUGAUAGAGUGCUUGCUGAGCAAGUGGGAAGCCCUGAGUUCAGCACCCCCCCAAUAAAAAAUAGUGUGAUAAAUGUGGUAUAGAAAUAUCUAUCCUAUAGAUUCAUUCUGUAGGUGUCUUUGAAUAUGUGAUCAGUGAAUCAUAGAAUUAUAUAUGUCCUCAACUGCCCGUUAAUUUUCUUUUAGCGAGAAAAGGGAGCAUGUGAGGAAAACAAAAUAUGUAUCUUUUUGAAAUUCCUUUAGAUAAAAACUAUGAAAUAAAGUCAGAAUCACUUGUCAAUAUCAUAGACUUUUAUAUAGUACUUAAGUUUAAUGUUGGUGUGCAAUAUGUAACCAUAGUUUUAUGAUUUUUCAUACUGGGGAAUCUAUCCUAUAGUACAAAACAGAGGUGUACUUUGAAGGAUCUCAUAUUUCUUGGAGAAAUCUUUA